UUUACAUCAAUUCAAAGUUUAGAAAUGAAUAAACACACGACAACACGAGUCGUGCUUUCACUUCUUCUCUUGGUCUCCGAUCACACAAGGCUAAUGAUUCACGUUCACUCGUACGUACCGUUUUGUGCAUACACGUAUGAUUAUUUCUCUUAUUGUCUUGAAUUUCUCACGGGCAAUUACUACAAACCCGGUAAGAAAUGUUGUGUCCACAUCGCAAAACUUAACAUAAUUGCCAAGCACAAAAAGGAGAAUCCGAGACUUCUGUGUAAUUGUGUUGAGAUGAUGACGAGAGGUUAUACACCUCCGAUGUUGGCUGAUAAGAUCCAAGAGCUUCCUCCUCUUUGCAACACACAUCUCAGCUUCCCUAUCUCAUCUAGCAUGGACUGCUCCACGGUUUAAGUCUAGAGAGGUUGAGUGGCUAAUCUAUUUUGGAAGGUUCAACAAAAAUGGAUCUAAGUGUGUAUCAGUGUAUGUAUUCAGUUUUGUUUUUUUUUUCUAAUUGUUUUUGGUUCAAGGUUUCGUUUAGAAAAUGUGACUGCCAAAUUAUAUAUUGAAUUUAGUCUUGGUGUAAUUUUCAUGAAAAAAUUACAUUAGAAGACACAUUUUCACUUCAAUUACACCUAGAGCCACAUUCUGUUUGAGGUAUAUUUCCUAGAGGUGAUUUGUCUAUUUUGUUCUUAUAGUUAUGUAACAAUUAUAUUUGCUUGGUUCUUCUUAUCUAUUUAUAUCCAUA
Molecule: messenger RNA, 733 nt
Organism: Raphanus sativus (radish)
Lineage: Eukaryota; Viridiplantae; Streptophyta; Magnoliopsida; Brassicales; Brassicaceae
Product: non-specific lipid-transfer protein 13
Exons: 2
Coding region: 25-399 (124 amino acids)
Biological process (GO): lipid transport
Cellular component (GO): membrane
Molecular function (GO): lipid binding
Source: RefSeq, a predicted model, not a curated record